AUGCAGUUAGACUUAGGAUGGAACAGCCUUAUCUACAACUACAAGAUGAGCCCGGCUCUCCUUAAAUUCCACCUAAACUCGACACACGACGUGGCUAAUACCCCUGCAAACAUGAAAUUGUGGAACUACUCGAGUACAGGAAAUUGUACACUUUGUGGUUGGAAGACGUGCAACAUCAAGCACAUCCUAGCCGUCUGCAGUGUAGCAAGAAACUCCAAAAGGUACAACUGGAGACAUGACAACGUCCUACGUGUUAUAGCCGGAGCCUUGCUUGACCAACUCAAGAUGUACAAUUCCUCAGGUUCCACGACCUCUGACAAAGAAUGGAUACGGUUCAAGUCGAAGGAUGGGAAGUAUGAACACCCAAAGCCAAAGUUGAGGAAGGAGAGGCCCUUUGAGAGAGCGAAAGACUGGAAGCUGAUAUGGGACGAGGAUACACUACCUGCCCAGUUCCCACAGCACAUCUACAACACAGCGGAGAGACCCGACAUUGUAGUAUGGUCGGAUAGUUUGAGAGAAGUAGUUCUGAUUGAACUGACUUGUGGUGACGAGAGUAACUUCAGUGACCAAGUAGCACGUAAAGAAGCACGCUACAACAGAGAGCUGAUUCCUGGCAUCGACGGGUGCGGUUGGAAAGCUCUGCUCUUUACGGUAGAGAUUGGGUGUAGGGGCUUCUGGCACCAUACUGUACCAGCUCUAUUCAACUACUUUGGAUUGGCGAAGAGAACGAAGAAUAAAGCCCUGAAUGAGGCUGCUGUGGUCGCUCUUCGAUGUUCCUAUACAAUCUGGUUAGCCCGCGACAACAAGAAAUGGUCUACCUGCUACGACAUCGCAAGGAGGCCAGUGGCGUAA
Molecule: messenger RNA, 852 nt
Organism: Bolinopsis microptera
Lineage: Eukaryota; Metazoa; Ctenophora; Tentaculata; Lobata; Bolinopsidae
Exons: 1
Coding region: 1-852 (283 amino acids)
Source: RefSeq, a predicted model, not a curated record